AUGACUAGUGCUGUUGAAGGUAUUAAACUUGAAGAUAUCAAUGUUGAUGACAUUGAUUUUUCUGAUUUAGAAAAACAAUAUGGUUAUGAAGACAAGUUUAGUAUUGAUCAGUAUGUUGUUGUAACUGGUAUUCCAAUUAUUCCAGAAGCUAAAGUUCCAGUCUUAAAAAAGGCUUUAACUGGGUUAUUCUCUAAAGCUGGUAAGGUUGUUGACAUGGAAUUUCCAUUAGAUGAAGAAACCAAGAAAACUAAAGGCUUUUUAUUUGUCGAAUGUGGCUCUCCAGUUGAUGGUAACAAAAUCAUUAAAACUUUCCACACAAAGAGAUUAGAUUUAAAACAUAGAUUAUAUUUAUACUCUAUGAAGGAUGUUGAAAAAUUCAAUGGUGAAGGAUUUGAUCCAGAAUUUAAAGAACCAGAAAUUCCACCAUUUGUUAGUUCAAGUUUCUUAAAAUCAUGGUUGUUAGAUGAAAUGGGUAGAGAUCAAUAUGUUGUUCAAAAUGCCAACUUGACAUCUGUAUUUUGGAAUGACAAAUCUUCAAAUGACAUUCAACCUGUUGAAUCUAGACAAAAAUGGUCAUCCAAUUACAUUAAAUUCUCUUCUAAAGGUACUUUGAUGUUUUCUUAUCAUACUCAAGGUGUUGUCGCAUGGGGUGGUGAAACUUUUGAACGUUUAAGAAGAUUUUAUCAUCCAAAUGUUAGAACCUGUUCAAUUUCUCCAAAUGAAAAGUUUUUAGUCACAUUUUCCUCUGAUUUAAUUGUUGUUGAUGCAGAUGAUGAGGAAUGCCCAUUUACUAAGAAAAAUGAAGGUCAUCAGCUAUGUAUUUGGGAUAUUUCUACCGGUUUAUUAUUAAACACCUUCCCAGUUGUUAAGAGCCCAUUUUUACAAUGGCCAUUAGUUAGAUGGUCAUAUGAUGAUAAAUAUUGUGCCCGUAUGGUUGGUGAUACAUUAGUUGUCCAUGAUAGUAACAAGAGUUUUGCUGCAAUGGAAGGUAAAGCUUUGAGAGUCAAAGGUAUUAGAGAUUUUUCCUUUGCUCCAGCUGGUGUUAAGUUAGCACCAUUUAGAAAUGGUUCUGACCCAUCAGUUUUAUUAGCUUAUUGGACACCUGAAACUAAUAAUAUGUCCUGUAAGGCUACUAUUGUUGAAGUUCCAAGAGGGAGAGUAUUAAAGACAGUUAAUUUAGUUCAAGUUUCUAAUGUUUCCAUUCAUUGGCAAAACAAUGCUGAAUAUUUAUGUUUCAACGUUGAACGUCACACAAAAUCUAAAAAGACUUCAUUCAGUAACUUAGAAAUCUGUAAAUUAACUGAAAAAGAUAUUCCGGUGGAUAAAAUUGAAUUAAAGAACAGUGUUAAUUCUUUUGAAUUUGAACCUAAUGGAGAUAGAUUUGUCACCAUCGAAACUGAAGAUACUGGUGAUGACAAUCCAGCUGUUCCAAGAAACAUUGCAUCAUUCUAUGCAUUCCCUAAGAGUGAAAGUAAAGGUCCUAUUAAGAACAAUUUGACAUUAAAAUGGAAAAUGUUUUAUCAAACAGAAAAGAAAUUUUCCAACAUUAUUAGUUGGUCUCCAGCUGGUAGAUUUGUUGUUGUUGGUACCAUUGCUACUCCAAGUGCACCAAAUCGUAAAGCUGAAUUAAUCUUUUAUGAUUUCGAUUUUGCUGGUGACAAACCUUUAAAUAAGAUUGUUGAAGUCAAUAGUAAUUUGAAAGAAUUAUCUAAACCAUCCAUUCAAACAUGUACUAAUUUGUCAUGGGAUCCAUCUGGUAGAUACUUAACCGCAUGGUCAUCAUCCUUGAAAUUGAAAUCUGGUAGUGGAUUUAAGAUAUUCAACGUUGUUGGUGAUACUAUUAAAGAAGAUCCAGUUCCACAAUUGAAGAAUUUCACAUGGAGACCAAGACCUGAACUUUCCUUAAGUUCUUCUGAAAAGAAGAAGGUUAAGAAGAAUUUGAGAGAAUAUUCCGCUCAAUUUGAAGAACAAGAUGCUAUGGAAGCUGAUAGUGCUAUGAGAGAUUUGAUCUUGAGACAACGUGAAUUAUUGAAAGAAUGGAAUGAAUAUAGAAGUAGUAUCAACGAAGAAUUGGAAAGUUCUGGCAUCAAGAAUGACACCGUGGAUGAUAAAGAUGAAGAUGAUUACACUACUAUUACUGAGAUUAAAGAAGAAAUUAUUAAAGAAAAGGAAGAAAUUGUUAAUGAAUAG
Molecule: messenger RNA, 2190 nt
Organism: Henningerozyma blattae CBS 6284
Lineage: Eukaryota; Fungi; Ascomycota; Saccharomycetes; Saccharomycetales; Saccharomycetaceae
Gene: PRT1
Product: translation initiation factor eIF3 core subunit b
Exons: 1
Coding region: 1-2190 (729 amino acids)
Biological process (GO): translational initiation
Cellular component (GO): eukaryotic translation initiation factor 3 complex
Molecular function (GO): RNA binding; translation initiation factor binding; translation initiation factor activity
Source: RefSeq, a predicted model, not a curated record